CAGGCGUCGGGUCCUUGCAGCCUGGACACAAACCGUUAUCAUCAGCCGCUGCGCCGUGUGAGGCGAGGUCAUCGCAGAGUACCACGGUUUCCAUGAUCAGAUGUGCCUUGAUCCCGAUCUGAAGUUCUGACACAGCUGAAAACGACCUCAGGCACCACAACCAACAUCAAAUCAUCUCUUCAACUGGUAUAGUUACUGAGACCUCAGAGAGGAUGUGAGUAGGAGAAGGACUGAGGGUAGAAAACCCCCAAUAAGUCCAACCAAGAAAGGAACUGGGAUUGAAUGGCUGCUAUGGACUGACGGGUCAACUGAUACCAGAUUACACCGGCUUUGCUUGGAAGUUGACAAUGGUGUUGUUUCUGAUUGGGAUCACUAUAGCCGUGAACAAUUCAUCUCAUGAGAACCAAACUGCAGAAAACCCCACCCAUCAGGGUGCUCAUGUGCUGCCCUCAACACUGGUCAUAUCCCUGCUUCUUAUUAUUGUUGUCCUGCUGACGAUCUACUGUCUGAGGUUCAAAAACCACAGGAAAGCUCUUGUUACCUCGGUGGAUAAAAAGAUUCCAAAUGGCUUUUUGGAGGAACAAGGAGAGCAGACAGUGGUCCUCCUCCCCAGAUCUCCCUCGCCAUCCAAGAGGUACUUCCCCAUCCCUAUGGAUUCACUGGAGGAGGAGUACCGGAUACGCUCUGCCGAUGAUGGCAAGCUCUUCAGAGAAGAGUUUAAUUCGCUGCCAUGUUACUACCACCACGGGUCCUUUGAGGAGGCGAGCAGAGAGCACAACAGAGAGAAAAACAGAUACCCAAACAUUUUACCAUAUGAUCAUUCAAGAGUGGUACUGAAUAAUCACGAUGGACAUCUGUAUACAGACUACAUAAAUGCAUCUUACAUCGAUAGCUAUAAAGAGAAGAACAAAUUCAUUGCAGCUCAAGGUCCAAAGCCUGAGACAGUAGCCGACUUCUGGCGGAUGAUUUGGGAACAAAAAACAGCAACUAUAGUAAUGCUGACAAACCUGAAAGAAAGGAAAGAGGAAAAAUGUUACCAGUAUUGGCCAGAGAAAGGCUGCUGGAUGUACGGCAAUAUCAGGGUGGCAAUGGAGGACUUCACUGUGCUGGUGGACUACACUAUUAGAAAAUUCUGUGUUCAAUAUCAGGGCAGUGAUGGUCCCCGAGCUCCCCGCCUGGUCACCCAGCUCCACUUUACCAGCUGGCCAGACUUCGGGGUGCCGUUUUCGCCCAUCGGCAUGCUGAAAUUCCUCAAGAAGGUCAAGGCUGUCAAUCCAUCCUAUGCUGGACCUAUUGUUGUGCACUGCAGUGCCGGGGUGGGGAGGACUGGGACGUUCAUUGUCAUUGACAGCAUGAUCGACAUGAUGCACAUGGAACAGAGGGUGGAUGUCUUUGGCUUUGUGAGCAGAAUACGAGAACAGCGCUGUCAACUCAUCCAGACAGAUAUGCAGUACUCCUUCAUCUACCAGGCUGUGUUGGAGUACUAUCUGUAUGGAGACACAGAGCUAGAUGUGUGCUCUCUGGAGGGCCAUCUGCAGAGGCUUCACAACACCAGGGCUCCCCACGACAGGCUGGGCCUGGAGGAGGAGUUCAGGAAGCUGACCAACGUGCGCAUAAUGAAGGAGAACAUGAGAACUGGGAACCUUCCUGCCAACAUGAAGAAGAACCGUGUGCUUCAGAUCAUUCCGUAUGAUUUCAACCGAGUAAUACUCUCAGUGAAAAGAGGACAGGAGUUCACCGACUACAUCAAUGCCUCCUUUAUUGAUGGCUACAGGCAGAAGGACUAUUUUAUCGCAACCCAGGGCCCCCUGUCUCACACAGUGGAGGACUUCUGGAGGAUGGUGUGGGAGUGGAGGUGUCAUUCAAUCGUUAUGCUCACCGAACUAAAGGAGAGGGAGCAGGAAAAGUGUUUCCAGUAUUGGCCAUCAGAGGGCAGUGUAACAUUUGGAGAUUAUACUGUGGAGCUGACUGGAGAUACGCAGUGUGAAACCUUCACUCUCAAAGACAUGGUGCUCACCUACAGACCAGAAAAGCAGUCACAACAUGUCCGACACUUCCACUUCCACGGAUGGCCUGAGAUCGGAAUACCAGCUGAGGGAAGAGGGAUGAUUGACAUUAUUGCCUCUGUGCAGAGGCAACAGCAGCAGUCUGGAAACCGUCCCAUAAUUGUGCACUGCAGUGCCGGUGCAGGUCGGACCGGCACCUUCAUUGCCCUCAGUAACAUUCUGGAGAGGGUGAAAGCUGAAGGCCUCCUGGACGUUUUUCAGACAGUCAAGAGUUUACGCAUGCAGAGACCACACAUGGUUCAGACUGUGGAGCAAUACGACUUCUGCUACAAAGUGGUUCAGGAUUUUGUUGACAUUUUCUCAGACUACGCCAAUUUUAAAUAAUAUCUGUCAGAUACUGUUCUGUGUACCUCUGUCAAAUAAACUUAUGCAAUUUUUUUCUGAAUGUUGUUUUCUAAAGCAACUCUUUUUACAUUUUGCACUUGAUUACAGAUCUAAAAAAAAAAAUAUGUUGUAACAUACUGUAAUAUAAGUGAAAACAUCUGUGCUCCAGGAGAGUCUGUCUCUUUCAAAUAGUCCAAUGUAAAAUAUAGAAAUUAUAAUAGUUUACUUAAUGGGUUGAUUAGGUUCUUUAAAAUGUUUUACGUUACAUAAAUGCAGCAAAAGAGGAAAUUUCAAUAAUUGUAUGCCAUCUUUAUCUAUAUAAAUGUAUAUACUUUGUAGUAUGUGUUGCUGACUUCCUACCUAAAAUGCAUCACUAAUGUGUUGUAGAGUACAUGCUUUCUCUUCUGUUUCUGCUUUAUUUUGUUAUUGACCACAAUGCCUUUGGUUUAUUUUAGUAUUGUAUUUUAUGCUGCCCACUUAACAUGCCUGACUGCAGUGAAGAGAAUAAAGUGUGUUUGUUAA
Molecule: messenger RNA, 2912 nt
Organism: Thunnus maccoyii (southern bluefin tuna)
Lineage: Eukaryota; Metazoa; Chordata; Actinopteri; Scombriformes; Scombridae
Product: receptor-type tyrosine-protein phosphatase epsilon-like
Exons: 21
Coding region: 348-2390 (680 amino acids)
Biological process (GO): protein dephosphorylation
Molecular function (GO): protein tyrosine phosphatase activity
Source: RefSeq, a predicted model, not a curated record